This is a messenger RNA of Cokeromyces recurvatus, 1266 nucleotides long. RefSeq lists its product as uncharacterized. The record is from RefSeq and is a predicted model, not a curated record. NCBI's taxonomy places the organism in Eukaryota, Fungi, Mucoromycota, Mucoromycetes, Mucorales, Mucoraceae. The transcript is spliced from 7 exons. Bases 127 to 1248 code for a protein of 373 amino acids.
CACGUAAUCAUUGAAGUUGCAUAAAUUAUUAGCCAAUUAGAAUAGAUACAAGUGUAAAUCAAAGGUACAAAAAUAAAAGACAAUUCAGGUACGCUUUAGGUAUUUAACCAUAUUUAUUUUAUUAUCAUGACUACCAUCGCUUUCAAAGAAUAUAUUAUUAACUACGUCAAUAGCAUUAAGGGAUCAGUAACAUUAAAGAAUUUCAUUAACGAUGAAUUUGAAUUUAUUGUAAGUAAUACAGUUAUUGGAGAAGACCUUAAAAGUGUCUGGUCACAUCGCUUAGUAUCUGCUUGUAGAGAAAUGAACAAAGAACUGAAAAAGUCUGAUCCCGAUUGGAGUAAAGUUGCAAUGGCUGUUUUAGAGAGGGAGCAUAAUAAGAAUUCUAAUGCUUCAAAUCCCUCAACUGUGAUUGAUAGAAGAAAUAUUUCAAACACAGAAAGUUCUUUGAAUGCUACAUCACAAAUUUCGGCAUCAUCAUCAAAUGCAACCUCAAAACAGUCAUUCCAACAGACUGACAAAGAUAAAUUAUUAGAAGUCUUUAAUCAGUUGGACAAAAAGAAAUUCUGGUAUCUAGAAGCUAGCAAAAAUUUUGCUAAAGAAAAUAAUACAGAAUUAAAAUCAGUUGAAGAAAAGAUGUUAAUUUUUGCUUUGCAAUGUAAUUAUAUUCACCCUUGUCAUUCUUUUAUACUUGAUUUAAAUGAUCAAAAUUGGAACGAAGUUUUUACAAAUGAAGAAUUGAUGGAGAUAGAUAAUUAUGGAACUCCAAUAAUUCGUAAAAUUGAUGAAAAAAUCAGUGCGGAAUUCGACAAAUUAGAAAAAUUAACUUCUUUAAAUGAAAUUUACGAUCAUGUCCGAAAUAUAGAUCAUUGUCCAGUAAAUGAUCCUCUUAUAGCAUGGUUGUCUCUAACUGUUACCACGUUAUCGUUGUUAUUUUUACAAAAAGACAGUAGAACAAUACAUGCUUCACUCGAGUCUGAUCAAUUGUAUCGGUUAUGGUUUUUUUUGAAUACUAUUUUUGAUAGUUCAUCCAUAAAAGCAAUUGGCAAAGAAAAGUCGAGUUAUUCGAACUCAAACGCUAAAAAUGCCAAAAGGAAAAUAGCUGCAAUUGAGGAAAUGGCUAGUAAGAAAAUGGGUAGAAAAAUCGAUACCAUUUAUGCAGGUGAUAAUUUUGAGUUUGGUGCUCUUGAAAUUGGAAGUAAAGAUGACCAAACAAAAGAAAUAAAAGAUGGUUCCAGGUGUAUUGAAUAAAGUACAUAUAAUAGGAUA